AUGGACGAAGACUUGGACAAGUUCGUGGAACAAUAUGCUGCCAUGCUUAAAUCAGGUCAAGAUGAAACGAUUGUAGAAGUGCACCAAGCGCUGGGGGAAGUGUACUUCUCAGGGGAGAAAGGGAGAGAGACAUUCUCCAAGAUUGCUCAAGGGCUUGCAGCGUAUCAGAAUGGCGCUUUUCUGAAGCCCCUCCUGUCUGGAGCUCUCUUUAUGUCUGAAAGCGACGACCUGGACGCAAAGGUCUCUCACUACAGGGCCUGCUGCUUGGCGGUCACCAUUUUGACAUCAAGCGAAGUUGUAGUCAAGAAGUUUCUGAUGGGAACAGGCCGGAUCGAAGAUAAGCAAACUGCGUGCCUUAUUUACCGGAAUCUAACCACCAACGCGUUGAUCAGGGCACAAGCUCUGGAAAAAGGACAAGAUAGUGCUGCAGUCCUCUGGGUUGUCUUGCCUCUAGAGUGCUUGGCCAAGUUUAUCCGAGGUUCUAGAGUUUUCCGGGACGCCAUGAAGGACAUCUCAGAGGAGCGGAACAUCUUUGAGACACUUGGAUAUUUCCUGUCCGCAGAGUUCCUCACCAAGGCUGGUCAGGAGAAUGCCGCUGCAAUUAGAGGCUGGCUGUCAGAGAUGGCGGCCUCGCUUGCUUUCUCAAAAGAUAGCCAGCUUUGGGUGCUAGACAUGGGGCUUCUCAAGUUGAUGGCAGCUAUCUACGACAGCACACAGUUGCAGAACCUCUUAGACCACAUGAAGCAGACCGACUCUCCAGUCUUUCGCUGCAACGCGAUCCUCAUCCGUUUGCUAGAGAAGGAGGCCACGUUAGAGAAGCUGCGAGCUCACAAUGCUCUGGCAGGUUUCAGGCCCCACAAACGGAAGAUCAACAGUGCGGAUCCGCAAUACCGGCCGUGGAGCUACUUCGAAGCAAGACUCUCAGGACGGCCUAUCAAUAUGGACCAGAUGCGAGCAGAGGAUCCAAGCUGGAGACCUGCCUAUGAUGUCUGGGAGCUUAUGCACCAGCCGAGUCGGGGAAACUGGGCUCCGGCCGUCUGCUCAUGGAAGCUGUGCACGGCAGGCGCCGAGCCGGAAGGUGACGGGAAGAAGUACGGAAAGUGCGCUGGCUGUCAAGUUGCCCGCUACUGCAGCAAGGAGCACCAGAACCUGCACUGGCGAACCCACAAGAUCCACUGCCAGGCGGGACGGGCAGCAAUUGCGGGUCCGGAAGAGGAAAAACAAAAGGAACUGAGGGAUCCGACAAGCAAGGCGCGAUAG
Messenger RNA from Klebsormidium nitens, 1260 nucleotides. NCBI's taxonomy places the organism in Eukaryota, Viridiplantae, Streptophyta, Klebsormidiophyceae, Klebsormidiales, Klebsormidiaceae. The record is from the annotation of a GenBank genome assembly.